AUGGCCCGGCAAAUAGAUGCGGCGGCCAAUGGCCAGAAACAUGGGCAGAGACACAGUUGGAGGGAGCUGGGUUGGAUAUUUGUAACCUACUUAAAGGAUUACUGCGCCAAUUGUACUCUGGCCGGUUUCUCCUACAUUGCCAAUUCCAGGCUUCAUCCAACGGAGCGCAUCUUCUGGCUGAUUUGUGUCGUACUCUCGGCCAUGGGCUGUUACUAUCUGAUCGCCGACUACCAGCGCAGCUUUCCCAUACGGGCCGUUAGCAUUGUCUACGAGAGUUUGCCACCAUUUUCCAACUGGAAAUUUCCGACUGUCAGCGUGUGCGAAGUUGUCUACAAAUACGAUCUGGGACCCGAAGUGGAGGAUUACGUAAGAAGUUUGGGUGGCGACGUCGAUGGAGAUUAUAACUUCGAUGUGGAGACCCAUGUCUCGUUCAUUCUGUUUCCCCAUCAAUACCACGAAGGCACCAUCAAGUCGCAUUGUCAAACACCCGAAAACUGCGACGAAUGCGCUACCUGUCCUAAGUCGGACUACCGCCAGUUGUUGACCAGGUUUGGGGCCAACUGUUCAGAUGUGUUUAUACAGUGCAAACUUUCGCAUCGUGAGUUCGAUUGUUGUCAAUACUUUCUGCCCUUGAUCACGCCCUUCGGCCGUUGCUAUAUGCUCAAUUCGCUGCAGAACAACAUACGUGGCUCAGAGCACUGGCUGCCCAACAGCCUGGAGCCCGGCACAGAGACGGCCUUGAUGGAACUGCUCACCCAUCGUCCGGUGCAGGUGAAUCUGCUCAACGAGGAGGAUAUACCGCACACGGCCCUGGCUGCUGUUGGGGUGAGUGUCACGGAUCCGGGCCAGCACAAGACCUUCCAGUUUCACAUGGAGUUGAUGAAGAACGAUUUGGAUGUACACGAGAUAGAACCGAAGGCACGUAACUGCUACUUCCCCGAGGAGGUGUUGCCAUUCAGUGUGUACAAGGCCUAUAGCUUCAGUACCUGCAUCACCGAUUGCACGCGCCAGUUCCAGAUGAAGAUGUGCGGCUGUACUCCAUAUAUGAUGAAUCCCUUUGCUGAUCCGCGUUAUCCGGACUGCGAUCUGGCCGGAUUCAACUGUUUGGAAUCGCAUUUCAUGGUCAAACCGGACGCCAAGCUGCUGCUGGGGAAAAGUAAUGGCAAGACCAACUGCGAGUGCCUGCCAUCCUGCAACGAGGGCGAUAUCCGAGCUAUUUACGAGUCGGUGUCCGACUUUAAUCGGAGCAGCACUGCUCGGAAUAUAACGCUCUCCAUGCCGGCUCUGCCCACGGAUCGGUAUCGCCGGAUGGCACUUCGCACACGGUUAGACGUUGUGGUGUCCACGGGCGGUAUGCUGGGCCUCUUGCUUGGCGCCAGCAUCCUCAGUGGCAUCGAGUUUAUCUACUAUUUCACAGUGCGAGCGCUGAACAACGUGCUGCAGGCGCGCUCUCACCGUGCGUAAUUGGUCGCCUGCCAGGGGCCGAUUUAAAUUAUCUCGGCGAUGUUCCCAAAAGCAGAUACUCUGCCCAGAUGGAAAUACAGGCAGACAGAUAAAGACAGAGAUGGGGAAAAAUCUGGAAGAAAGCAGAGUCUGGAAUACACAUUCG
Molecule: messenger RNA, 1609 nt
Organism: Drosophila persimilis
Lineage: Eukaryota; Metazoa; Arthropoda; Insecta; Diptera; Drosophilidae
Gene: ppk15
Exons: 5
Coding region: 1-1464 (487 amino acids)
Biological process (GO): sodium ion transmembrane transport
Cellular component (GO): membrane
Molecular function (GO): ligand-gated sodium channel activity
Source: RefSeq, a predicted model, not a curated record